AGAAACGCUCCGGCGGAGAACAAUUCCGAAAUUCAAAUUUAAAUUUAAAUACUUCAGAAUGUUUUUCGCAUUGUUAUUGUUCGUUCUCUUUUCAUAUUCGAACGCGAAUUUUAUCGUUGAAGAAGAAUGCUUGAAUUACACGGUUUAUCCUAUACAAUACGAACUGACAAUCAUACCUUAUAUUUACAAAGACAAUUCCUAUUACCACGGCGAUAUAACGAUCACUGUUAUUGCGAACGCCAAUGUAAGGGAGAUCGAGUUAGACGCGAAGGAUUUAGACAUCCAGAGCGGUUCCAUCAAGGUCUUGGACGGAAGCACUGAUCUGGUGAAUGGAGCACGUCCGUAUGAAUACGACAAGACUAAUGGGAAGCUGUUCAUUCACUUGCGGGAGCCUUUGAAGGUGUACAGUCAAAACAAUAGACAGUUCUACUAUAUAAAAAUGUCUUUUAAUAAAUACAUCAAAGAAGAUAGCGCCGGUUUGUUCUUGGUCAACUAUUAUGAGGACGAUGUGAAGAAUGCCAAGUCUUUAUACGCAACCAGGCUGUCUCCGAAUAAGGCUAAAUUCAUGUUUCCGUGCUUCGAUAACCCUCGCUUCGAAGCGGUCUUCAAAUUCAAGGUGUACAUACUUUCCGAUCACCCAGGAAUGCAGUACACUAAUAGCAGCUUGGUGAUCGCUGAGGAAAUGAAGAGAGUCAGCUCUAAAGACUAUACGAUCAUCGAAUACAUUCCAUCACCUCAAGUAGCAUUGCACCAAGUCGGGUUUCACUAUUCCCAAUUCACCAAUAAAUCGGUCAAAGGCAAAAAUAAUGAUACCCUUGUUAUCUGGGCACCAGGCGAUAAAUUGUAUUGCUAUGAUUACAUACAACGCUUUGGAAUAUCCAUGAUCGAUCUCAUGCAUCAGUAUGAGGGUACCAAGAGACCUAUAACUGCGGGGAGUAUCAAUUUAGUUGCAGUUCCCACUAAUUUACAAGGAUAUGAGAUUGGCAGUUGGAAUCUACUGACUAAUGGUGCUAACCGCAUAGCAAAUCUGGUGUAUAUAACAAGUAUCCAGCAAAUAGAAGUGAUGCGGUUCGAAUUAGCCCAGCAGUUGUGCAGGAUUUGGCUUGGUAAUCCUGGUGAAGAGAACCGCACCAGGUGGAAGGAGGAAUGGCUGAAGGAAGGAAUGGCUACUUACUAUGCUUCUUAUUUUCUGGCUCAGAAAACAUCAGAGCGUUAUCCAAAAAGACUACAACCAUUAGGUAUAUACGGAUUGUCCAUGAAACAUAAAGCCAUGGAAAUCGACUGGCCCAGAAGUACUCCAGCAUUGGAAGUUUUCAAUGACACAUUGGCCAUAGAAAUACCAGCUAGAUACAAGGAUUUGGUCACUAUGAAAACUGGGACGCUUUUCUGGAUGUUAGAAAAUUGGAUUGGACCAGAGAAAUUUCAUAAUGCCUUAAUCAAAUACAUUAAUUCAAGAAGAGGCAAGUACAUAUCCCUUCAAGAUUUCCUGACGACGUUGGACCACGAGACGGUGGAAUGCUCGUAUCAGCUCUUCAACGGUUCCACGUCAUCCAGGAUACUCAGGUCUUGGUUCAGUCAGGCUGGAUACCCUGUUAUUAAUGUGAGAGUUCUCAGAGAUCGAACACCAAACGUUGUUCAACUGAAUCAAAGGAGAUUCAGCUUCAGGAAUGAACACCAUCGAGAGUUGGAGUACCUUAUUCCCAUUUCCUACACGAUCCAGAACAGCAAGAACUGUUUCAAUUGCUACAGGCCUCGUUUCGUUAUUGGAAGUCAACCGUACACAUUCAUCGAAAACCUGGAUGGGGGCUGGAUUAUCCUAAACAGCAAUGGCUCAGGUUACUAUCGCGUGAAUUAUGACUCUGACAGUUGGUUGCUGAUUGCCAAGACUCUUGUCGAAGAUCAUCAAUCUAUUGAAGAAAUGACUAGAUCUCAAAUAGUCAACGAUGUAUUCGCUCUGUAUGUGUCUGGGAACUUGGACAUGUCUAUAGCUAUGCAGGUUUUGGCGUACCUCGAUAAAGAGACCAGUCUUGCUGUAUGGGACAGCGUAAUAUCGGGGUACGAGCUGCUGAAGCUGGAAGGAGCAGCUUGUAAUAUGACCAAGUACAUAUAUUGGGAAUGGUCGGAUUUCAUGAAGCAGAAGAUACCGACUAUAUACAAUGGCCUAAUUAAGAAUCUCGAUCAGCAAACAGAUGUAAGGCUGCUCCGCAACAAAGUCAUUACAUUCGCAGCUGAACUAGAAUAUGAACAGUGCUUGACACAGUUGCGCCGGAUGUAUCAGGAGACGCGCAGAGAUCCAAAACGCAUUCUCGAUCCAGACGCAAGACGUGGAUGUUACUACGUCCUUUUGAACGACACAAACAGUCACCUCCGGUUCAAAAAACUUAGCGGUAUCGAGGAAGAAGACCGGAAUUCCGUUGAAAACAGAAUACGCGAAAAUAACAGAUUCCUCAUCAGGAUACCGUACGGAGAACCCAGACCGUUGCCUAUUAUAUCAUCUGAAAGUCCAUUAUCUUCGACUACGCCUGAGCCGGUACCAGACAAGAUCGUAAUGCCCGACGCGUCCACAAGCAACUUAUCUUCUAUAAUAUUUGUAGUCGCUUCAAUACUGAUACUGAGGCUGUUUUGAUUAACUAACGAACUGUAAACAAAAGUUCUUCAAAUUCUGUUAUUUUCAACGGAUAUUUCAAUAAUAAAUCUGUCAAUGAAUACGCUGGAAGCGCAAUCACUUUAUUACAUUAUUACGCAAAUGCACCGUAAUGUAUUAUGAAUAGCAAGCUACCAGGUGUGAGCUUUCUUGAAUAAGCUUGGUGCUAUAGUUGUAAAAAACAAAGCUAAUCAAAUAUUAGUAGACUGCUUUUGAUGUUAGAUAUACUUUGAAUAAUUUCAAUGUUAUAGAUUAAUUAAUUUAUUAUACAACUAAUUUAAUGUUCAGUCGCUAGUGUUUGUUAACUUUUAACAGAACUGUAGUCUUUCCCAGUGAAUUCUAAAUGACAUCUAACCUUCUAGUCUGAAAUGGUAACACUGGUGGUAGGACCUCUUGUGAGUGCGCACGGGUAGGUACCACCACCCUACCUAUUUCUGCUGUAAAGCAGUAAAGCGUUACGGUUUGAAGGGUGGGGCAGCCGUUGUAACUAUGCUUGAGACCUUAGA
Messenger RNA from Bombyx mori (domestic silkworm), 3150 nucleotides. RefSeq names its product glutamyl aminopeptidase-like. Gene Ontology annotation, cellular component: cytoplasm. Gene Ontology annotation, molecular function: metalloaminopeptidase activity; peptide binding; zinc ion binding. The transcript is spliced from 13 exons. Lineage: Eukaryota; Metazoa; Arthropoda; Insecta; Lepidoptera; Bombycidae. The record is from RefSeq and is marked provisional. Gene Ontology annotation, biological process: proteolysis; peptide catabolic process. The coding region runs from base 59 to 2626 and encodes 855 amino acids.